This is a messenger RNA of Gamsiella multidivaricata, 3509 nucleotides long. RefSeq names its product Na+/K+ P-type ATPase. Gene Ontology annotation, biological process: intracellular calcium ion homeostasis; calcium ion transmembrane transport. Gene Ontology annotation, cellular component: plasma membrane. The transcript has 3 exons. The record is from RefSeq and is a predicted model, not a curated record. Bases 172 to 3216 code for a protein of 1014 amino acids. Gene Ontology annotation, molecular function: P-type calcium transporter activity; ATP hydrolysis activity; ATP binding. NCBI's taxonomy places the organism in Eukaryota, Fungi, Mortierellomycota, Mortierellomycetes, Mortierellales, Mortierellaceae.
CUUUUUUCCAUUUUCUUUUCCUUUUCCUUCACCAAUCCAUCCCCUCCUCCGCAGCAGUCGACCCCAUCUCCACCCCCCCUUCGUGACCUCCGUGGCCUGCACUCCCUUCCUCCUCGACCCCCCGCCUCGUCUUUACAAACAUCUCCUCCUAUCCUCUACCCCGCCAAGGUUAUGGGUAAAAAGACCAUCGAUCUCGAGCCAGAGACGCCCUAUCACUCUUACUCUGUCGACCGAGUCGUCGAACAACUCAACACCUCCAUCCUUGAAGGUCUCUCCUCCGAAGAAGCUGCCAACCGACUCAAGUCCCACGGACCCAAUGAACUCGAGGGCAAGGGCGGUGUCAAAUGGUACAAGGUGCUCCUGCGCCAGGUAGCCAACGUUCUCGUUUGUGUCCUGCUCAUUGCCACUGUCCUGGCGUUCGCUACAGGGGAUUUCGCUGAAGGCGGUGUGAUUUUGUUCAUUAUUAUCACGAAUGCUGCAAUCGGUUUCUGGCAGGAAUUCAACGCCGAGCAGACUAUGGAGGCCCUCCGCAAUAUGUCCUCGCCCACGGCCCAGGUCAUCCGCGACGAAACUCGCCUCACCAUCCCCAACAACCAGGCCGUGCCCGGAGAUAUCAUGAUCUUCGAGGACGGAGAUGUCAUCGGAGCCGACUGUCGACUCUUCGAGGUCUUCAACCUCGAGACCGACGAGGCCCUCCUCACAGGCGAGUCCCUACCGGUGCAAAAAAACCUGGCCGUGAUUGACAAAGUCGACGAGGCCCUAGGCGAUCGCCUCAACAUGGUCUUCUCCUCCACCACUGUUGUCAAGGGCCGUGCUAAGGGUAUCGUCAUCGGCACUGGAAUGGACACCCAGAUCGGAAAGAUCGCAACUUCGCUCAUGAGCGUCGAUGGCGACGAACAGACCCCUCUUCAGAAGCGCCUCAAUAAGAUGGCAUAUUUUGUCUUUGCGGCGGCCAUUAUGCUUGUCAUCAUUGUGUUUGGUGUCCACGGAUUCAAGUACUCGGAGGAAACUGCUAUCUAUGCUAUUUCGGUGUCCAUUGCCAUCAUUCCCGAGGGACUGGUCGCUGUCGUCACCUUGACCAUGGCCUUUGGUGUCAGUCGUAUGGCAAGUGUCAAGGCUAUUGUUCGUCGUCUAUCUAGUUUGGAAAGUCUGGGCGCUGUCACUAAUAUUUGCUCAGACAAGACUGGCACAUUGACCCAGUCCAAAAUGGUGGCCGUCCGCAUGUGGCUCCCAGGCGAUGGCUUUUACCGCAUCACCGGUACUGGUUUUGUUCCCGAAGGCGAGAUCUACCGCCAGGGUGAGAUAGUCAACGGCGCAUUCCCAGCCAAGGAGGAGCUCAGCGUCGCCGGAAGCGGCUCCAACCACUAUCUCCGUCUUCUCCAGGCCUCUUCCCUCUGUAACAUGGCUGAGCUCCGUCGUACACUCCACCCAGAGACCCAUGGGGAAUGGUCUGCUAUUGGUGAUCCCACAGAGAUUGCUCUCCAGGUUCUUGCCCACAAGGCUGGUCUGGCCAAGCCCGAGUUGGUAGAGCAAGGUUUCAACCUCGUCGCCGAGUUCCCUUUCGACUCCUCUGUCAAGCGCAUGUCGGUCCUCUACCAGGCACCCCCUACCGAAGAGUCUUCUGGCGACCAUUACAUCUUCACAAAGGGCGCGACUGAGCGUGUUCUUCCCUGCUGCACUGCUUGGUGUGAGGGUGAUGCCGAACACAGCUUGGUAGGCGAGAAGGAUGAUCACAUUGAAUUCGAGAAUAUGGUCAUGGAGAGGAUGAGCUUGUUGGCUGAGAAGGGCCUCCGCGUCCUGACGUUGGCGUACCGCAAACUUGAAGUUAUCCCAGGCGCAGAUCUUGUCCGCGCAUUGGACCGCGACGAAAUAGAAUCCAGCAUGACCUUCCUAGGCCUGGUUGGUAUUUAUGAUCCUCCGCGUGCCGAGUCCCGUCCUGCUGUGCUUCAGUGCUAUGAGGCCGGUAUCCGUGUCCAUAUGCUGACGGGCGAUCAUCCUUCGACGGCUGCUGCGAUUGCCAAGGAGGUCGCUAUCAUUCCCGAGGACGUUUCCAUUAAGAACAACCCCCUGAUCAUGACAGCCGCUCAGUUCGAUGCCAUGUCAGACGAAGAAGUCGACAGACUGGUUGAACUCCCACGUGUCGUUGCCCGCUGCUCACCCAACACCAAAGUCAAGAUGAUCGCUGCCCUCCAUCGCCGCAACCUGUUCGCUACCAUGACCGGUGAUGGUGUCAACGACUCGCCUUCGCUCAAGGCUGCCAAUGUCGGAAUCGCUAUGGGCCAGUCUGGUUCGGAUGUUGCAAAGCAAGCCUCGGAUAUUGUAUUGACGGACGACAAUUUUGCGACGAUCGUCAGGGCUGUUGCUGAAGGCCGCCGCAUGUUUGCCAACAUCCAAAAGUUCGUCCAGCACCUGAUGUCUGCAAACGUUGCAGAGAUUGUGGUUCUAAUUAUCGGCUUGGCGUUCAAGGACAAUGAUAACAUGGCGGUCUUCCCCAUGAGCGCUGUCGAGAUUCUGUUUUUGAACAUGAUCACAUCCUCUCCUCCUGCCAUGGGUCUUGGACUGGAGCCACCAAGUGAGUCCAACAUGCGAGAGCCCCCACGGUCUGCCAAGCAAGGUCUGUUCUCGUUUGAGGUUGUGAUGGAUACCUUUAUCUACGGCUUGGCCAUGGGUGCCCUUUCAUUCGCGUCGUUCGUCAUCGUCAUCUUUGGAUUCAACGAUGGAAACCUUGGAUCUGGGUGCAACUCUCACUAUUCGGCGUCUUGUGAGGGCGUCUUCCGUGCGCGUGCGACUUCGUACUGCUGCAUGACCUUCUUGAUUCUUGCCCAUGCUGUGAAUUGCCGUGCCCUUCGCGAGACUGGCUGGUCAAUUGAGAACCUUAAGACGUUGAAGCACAACACGAUGCUCUGGAUGAGUAUUGUUGUUGGUACCCUCCUUGUCUUCCCUGUCGUCUACAUCCCUGGUCUGAACCACAACGUCUUCAAGCACUCAGCCAUGACAUAUGAGUGGGGCCUGGUAUUGGCAUCCCUGGUGAUUUUUAUUGCGUUUGCAGAGAUCUACAAGAAGAUCAAGAUCAGAUUGAUGAAGCCUCUGCACUUGGAAGGUAGUGAGAUGGAGAUGGAUCGCAUGCGUACAUAUAUGACCCAGGCGUCGCAGACGGACUCGGCGAUUGACAACAACGAGAAGAACAAAGAAAACGAGAUGACCAAGGCGAGGUAACAGAAACCAAUCAAGCGGGGGGGGGGACCCCUUGGGCAUCCUAUCGACCCACCGACUUGUACCCUUUUAGCAUCCAUUCCUCUUCAUCAACUGCAUAUCCUAAUGUGUUUGGACAUCAAUAAAUCGUUGUAUACUACCUAUAACAAAACUCGCUUGGUUGGGCUUGAACACUACUGUUGGGGUAGUCGCAGCGCCGGUAGUCAGACAAACAACAACGGUAACAAGUGAGAGCCGAGGAAAUGAGUAGCACGCAUGUGUUUUUCUACCUGCGACAACUGCUUUUCUCUCUUUUC